Messenger RNA from Hibiscus syriacus, 1134 nucleotides. Its product is annotated as L-type lectin-domain containing receptor kinase S.6-like. Gene Ontology annotation, biological process: protein phosphorylation. Bases 1 to 1134 code for a protein of 377 amino acids. Gene Ontology annotation, cellular component: plasma membrane. The transcript has a single exon. The record is from RefSeq and is a predicted model, not a curated record. Lineage: Eukaryota; Viridiplantae; Streptophyta; Magnoliopsida; Malvales; Malvaceae. Gene Ontology annotation, molecular function: ATP binding; protein kinase activity.
AUGGAAGAGGAGGAGAAAAUGUCAUCGACAGCGGCAACGGCUGCUAAACCGGUGUCGUUCACAUCCAAGCCGAUCCAGCAAAUGGUGAGCUUCAUCUGCCAAGAAGCGGAGGAGAGAGCUAACGAGAUCUCUGUUUCAGUUGAUGUAACAUCAGUUUCAUUUUGUUUCUUUACGGUGAGGAAGAAGAGGGGUUUGGCAAAAGGAAUCAAGAGUGCAAUUCCUAGAGUUCAAACGAACAAUGUACCAACAAGAUGGUCACUCGCAGAGAUAAAAUCAGCUACAAUGGGGUUUCAUAAGAGUCGAAUCAUCGGUAAAGGUGGUUCAGCAGUUGUUUAUAAAGGUUAUGUUCCGUCGACUGGAACUGUCGUGGUGAAGCGAUUUGAUCAGUUCAACGGAAAAGCAUUCACUCGUAAUCUUUUCAACACAAAGUUUGCCAUUAUGUCCGGUUGGCUAAACCACUGUAACUUGAUUCAGCUUCAAGGAUGGUGUUGUGAGGAAUCUGAGUUGGUCUUGGUCUAUGAGUACUUGUCCAAUGGAAGCCUUUACCAACACAUUCACAAAACCUCAGUUUCAUCAACAACUACCCUUUCAUGGAGCUUGAGAUUAAAGGUAGUUCUCAAGGUUGCUUCUGCUCUUUCAAUUUUACAUGAAGAAUGUGAAAGACAUAUAAUACACAGAGAUGUGAAAACUUACAACAUCAUGCUUGAUGACGAGUUCAAUGCCAAGCUCGAAGAUUUCGGUUUAGUCGAAGUGUACGAACAUUGUUGCGCUUCAAGAGAUGCAACGAUACCAAUCGGGACGAUAGGAUAUCUGGCACCCGAGUACGUUUAUACCGGUGUUCCAACUGUGAAAACCGACGUUUACAGCUUCGAAGUGGUUGUCCUGGAGGUGGCUACGGGAAAGAGGCCCGUGGAUGAGAAUGGAACCGUGUUGGUUGACUGGAUUUGGGACCUGUGGGUGAAAAAGAAACUAAUUGAGGGCGUUGAUUCAAGAAAGUUGUAUAGGUACAAUGUUUUAGAUAUGGAAAGAUUGUUUGUGAGAACACCUUGGAUGCACGGUUGUAUGUUGUAUUCAAUAAAAAGCUUCCAGAGAUACGCAAGUGGCUCUUUGGUCAGGUUGGUGCUUGAAGGGUAG